AUGACCACUGUGCAACAGCUUGCCCGUUACAAGCAAAGGCUGAUCGAUAUCAAGCCACGCGAAUUUAAAUCAUGCUGCAAAGAAGUGACAGAAACGCUCUAUGUGUUAUUUGAUGAUAUCUUCGGCAUUCUAAAAAGCGGAACCGCCAUUGACGAUCGCGAAAGACUCGUAGUGACCGACACGUUAGGGGUUUGGUUGCUGAGAACCCGUCAAUUUGUUGAAGCGACAAAUAAGUUGGAUAGCCUGAAUGACUGCCAAAGCUGGUUAAUACAAAAACUGCGAACAGAGCUCCUAGUCGUGGAAAACUGUGAUUUUCUAUUCCGAUACGUGAUCGACUUUUGGAACGAGAGUGGAGCUGCUCUUACCAACUCGCUCAACGACUUGUUGACGAAAUUGAUUCAGCUUGCGAAAGAAGUUCAGAGCGCCGCAUUAUGGAAAGACUUGCUCGACUCGUGGGUCUCGCAAGCAUUGCAAAUUCCGUCAACAAUGCGUGUUCAAUACUAUUUGCUCCAUGUUCUUGCACCCGAAGCGGACUUGGCGCAUGUUUUGGAUAAAAGGCCUGAUUUUAUCGAACACUCCCUAAGCCUCAUGUGGACUGAAUCCCUAGCCACGCCUAUAGGAAAAUGCAUCGCAAGUCUCUUAAUCAACGUGUUUGAACAUCAUUAUGGUAACACUUCUGAUUUCAGCGCUUGGUUUACCUUGUGGGAAGGUCCAACAAUGCGCUUUUUCCAUAAUCCCAGAAUGAGCGAGCGUAUCGAGAUUUGCAUUCUCAUUCCUAUAUUUAAAGUACUUGACGGCACGAUCUUUGAACAGUUCUUAAACCGUAACUUCCAAUCCAAUUCUCCUGAUAUGAUUCCUAUUCUCAAGAUAGGUCAAGAGUUAGGAAUUGAGGAAGAACCGUUUCAUGAAGACAGGCUUGUAACUGUGCGAUUCCUCGAACAGCUUCUACGGCAAGAUGAUUACAAACUGCCAGUGUUUGAACUCCUGACUUUCUCUACUAAAAAGUCGAAGACUAUACCGCCGUACAUAUAUGAUGUUAUAAGGCAAAAUAUCCUUGUAUUUUUUGUCGACGUUGAGGUGAAAUCCAGAAACGCAUUCCACAGUUCUCUAAAGCACUUUAUUGACAGAAUAAGAGAUUCCGCCUAUUCCCUUAACAGAGACUAUCUCAAGCUCUGCUCUAAGAACAAAUUUCCACAGGAACAGGCUCAAAAAUUAGUUAUGAUAGACGAAGCAUUCAGCUUCAUUAAGUGGCUCGUGUUCUUUCUGAAGUCACAGUUGGCACCUGGCUCUCAGUAUCAGCGACAAAUUUUGGCUACCAAAAUCUUGAAGACCUUAGUUUCAUCCAGCUUAGAUCCCACAAUAAUAUCACGGCACUUGGACCCCAGGCUAAGAAUGGCAUUCCCUUUCCAAGUUUGCCUUUCUCAGGAUGAAACUCUUAAAAGAUUACUUAUUGAUGACCUUUCCGAUAACUACAAUGAUGUUCGAGAUAAUUGUCUUCAACUAUUAACGAUAUUUGCUCAGUCAAGCUCCGUUGAAGACAAACUUGCCAGCCCCCAGAAUGACAUUUUAUUCGAAAAGUGUUUGGCAUUCUUGGAUUCAUAUAAAGGGUCUGAGCAGGGUGCUAAAAUUGCAGAGUACCUUUUCACUAUAUCAAAUGACAAACAUUUCUUUAUCAGGAGACUCGUACUAAAACUUGCAGACAAGAUUGAGUGCUCGAGUCAGAAUUUUACAGCCGGUCUCAAAAACCCAGUGAAUGGUUAUUUUUUAGCCUUAAGUCUCUUACUUCGCAGACGUGAAUUAGCCCAUGAAGAGAAGGAAAGCGAAAAGAUUCUCGACACAUGCAUAAGUCUUAUUAUCAAGAACUGGGAAAAUGUAGAGUUUAUUUUAUGCGAUGACCCGUUCGAGAAACCAGCAGAUGGGAUUCAGGUUAGCUGUGAAGUUUCUGAUCCUCAGGUUCUCAGCUACGCUUUUCGAUCCAUAAAAGAGUCUGCUGAGAUGUUGCGAAUGCUGAUGAGUAUGCCAGAACUAUCUGAAACUCAGCUUUAUGCCUGUGGAAAUCUCAUGUUGAAGCAGCUGCUCACAAUUCGGCACAGCGGAGCUUUUCAAUCGCUCAUUCCCAGCUUCGCAGCAUGUUGUCAACGCUGUAAUCGUGAAUAUCCGUCACAAUUGAGGACUUGGCUAGAUAAUAUAUUGGUUGCUCUUGAAACUAAAACGCAGUUCAUCACACGUCGUUCUGGUGGCAUUCCCCACAUCAUCUGUAGCAUAGUUGGCUCUGAGAACUCGGACAAUAGACCUCUAUUGAAGCUCACGUUUGAGCGAUUGAUGAAAAUUGCACGUCUGCAAAUAUCUGAGCACGAAGAAACAGUUGACUUACCACAGGUAAAUGCCUUCAAUUGUAUCAAGGCUCUCUUUGUGGAGUCUCCGUUGUCAGAUGCAUGCGCUCCUUAUGUUUAUCCUUCAUUGGUCCUAUGUCUUCAAUCUUUUGGCUCACCACUCUGGUCAUUAAGAAAUUGUUCGUUUAUGUUAUUCUCUGCUCUACAAAACAGGUUGUUUGGAAAAGCUGGAAAAAACAUUAGUGCGCGACUGUUUUUUGCCCGUUACGAUGGAGUCAGAGGUAUUUUACGCGAGCAGUUCGAAGAAUCGAUCACUACGACCAUGUCUUUCUAUAAAUCAGGAAGCGAGAAAUAUGAUUCAAGCUCAGAAGUACGCCCCCAAAAUGAGUCUAUUUUCUUAGUUUUGACCGUUUUGUCGAGAUUGAAACAAACUCCUGGCUUUGAUGGACUUGAAGAUUUCAAAAACUUGGUCAUAACAUGUUUGGAGUCACAGAACUGGAUGGUGCGGCAACUGGCGGCUCGAACUCUACCAACACUAGUAGGAGACAUUCCAGCGCAACUUUUUGAGCUCUUGAGAGAGCUCAAUUCUUUGUGUCUUGGUAAAAACAAAGCACACGGAUACAUUUUGGCAAUUACAAACUUGGUAAAAAGCACUGAGCAAGAGCCUUCUCAUUCCAUUGCUGAGAAGUUCGUACCGUUGGUUAUGCAGGGAAUUCCGGGCUUCAUCCUAGAAAACUCUUGUUUAGUUACAGCCAAUGCUUAUGUGAAGUUACUGGAGGCUACACUUUCUCGAUUAUCUUUUAAGUCUAAUGAAAGAAAUUUCGCCGUUGCAAAGCUGGCAAAUGUCUUUGUGAACUUGAACGACGUAUACUCAACAGAUGGGACGAAGCAACUGUUUUUACGAUCUCUGCUGCUAGUUCUUCUAAAGAUCGAGCAUUCGGACAAUCUACCUGAUAUAUUGGCACUCGCUUUAUUGUCACCUUUUUUCAAAGUUCAAAUAGCUGCAGCAGAAUACAUAUCUCAAAAUGCCAAAUGCGGCCUUUUUGGGAGCAGUGUCAUUGUAGAGGCACUUCUGCAAAUGCUGUUCGAUGAGGACUUGUGGGACUACGUAAGACUGCCAGUUUUGAGAGCAUUAAUAGCGUUACAAGUGGAAAUAAGUCCCAAACACUUGAUGAAGAUGGUAUCAAAUACUCACAAUGACGAAUUGCGCGCAAUCGCGCUCGAAUACGUUGGUCUCUUCUUGGAACGCAUAGAUAAUGACUACGACGAAUACGUGAGACUUUUUUCGUGCGAUGAAUCGCCUUUCGAAGUGAGAAAAUCUGCCCUAAUCUCCUUGAUUCACGCGACAAAGCGUAUUCCCAAUCUCAAAAUGAUAUUUCUGAUCCGCAGGUUUUUGUAUGAUGACGACCUCGAACUGCGAGCCAUGUCUUCCGCGCAUAUAAAUCAGUUUGUGCUCAGAUUGAGUUCAGUCGAGGCUAUGACAGGAUUUUCAGUAACUGCGCGAAUGUAUGUGGAAAAGAUGAAGAAUAAUGCGGAAGCCCGCAGUAUUGCCUUCGAGACCCUAAAGCAGGAGCUAGAAUUGUUGGAGUUUCAGCCGCAUGGAAAAGCUAGAGUAGACGAGCUGUUUGAGGUUGAGCUAGAAAACCAGUUCAGAAACACCGUUGAAGAACUUUUAAACGACGUUGCAAUACUGGCAGUUGAGACGGAUAAAAGAGAGGAAAUUCAGUCUUAUGUAUCAUCAACCAUCGCUACUUUAACAUCUCAAAUGAGGACCGCACAGGUGCACGAUUCUCCUGCCGGGUGGGGCUCCAACUGUAGGCUUUUUGCUCAACUAGUCGUUCUCCGCAAGUUGGCACAAGACUUCGAUGUUACGGGGAGAGAAGAGUUCGAUGAAACUCUUAAUAUGCUCAAUUGCCACCCGUUAAUUUUUGAACUUACCAGCGGUCCAUAUUAA
Lachancea nothofagi CBS 11611 is the source of this 4287-nucleotide messenger RNA. Lineage: Eukaryota; Fungi; Ascomycota; Saccharomycetes; Saccharomycetales; Saccharomycetaceae. The record is from the annotation of a GenBank genome assembly.